UAACAUCAACAAAAAAUAUAUAACCAAACACCACAAAAACCACCUGAAUUAAGUGCUAUCAAAUCAAUCAAUCAAUCAAUCAAUGACAAGUGACCCAAAAUAAAUAAAUAAAAAAAAAAUUUUAACUUUCAAGUGUAGAGCAAGUGGUUGUGAACAACAAUACGUAUAACUAAAAAAUGAAAAAAAUUCAUCAUGGAUCCCGUUAAUAAACGUUUACAAUAUUCAUCAUCAGAUGUUGAUGAUAGACAAACUGCUGUUUAUACAUCAACAGCAACAACAACAAAUACUGCCCAUACAACAACAAAUAUUAUUGGACAGCGACCACGACAACGACCACGUCAAACAACAACAACGUCAACGAUGAUUAGUAAUAGUCCAAAUAAAUCAAUCACAACAACACCUACCACCGCCAACACCAACACGACAAUUAUUCGACAACAACAACAACGUGCAAUGAUGGUGGCUACACCACAAUCAAUAAAAUCUGAUAAAUUUAUCGAUCUAGGUUAUGAUUCAUUACAUUCUACACCAAAACAACAAUUAAUUGAUGAUCAUCAUCGUGGUAAUAUUUCCAUUGAUCCGGCAUCAUCAUCAUCAUUAUUAUUAACAAGACAAAAUUCUCUAUAUGAUGACGAUGAAUUAUCAAAUUAUGAAAUCGAUAAUAGGCCAUUGAAACAAAAUGAAAAUAGUGGCAACAAUAAUAGAUAUAGAUCAUCAACAAAAGAUGCCAAAAAACAACAUCAAUGGAACAACAACAAAACUAUGAAUCAAAAAUCGAAUGAUGAAAUGAAACAACAAACAUCGACCAUUACAAGUACAAGUACAAGUACAACAACAAGUAGUCCAAGUAGUAUGAUCAAUACAGGUGAUCAUGGUGGUCAUACAGGAAAAAAAAUUGAACGUGAACAAUGGGGUAAAAAAAUUGAUUUCCUUUUAUCGAUCAUUGGAUUUGCUGUUGAUCUUUCAAAUGUUUGGCGUUUUCCAUAUCUUUGUUAUAAAAAUGGUGGAGGUGUAUUUCUAAUUCCAUACACAACAAUGUUAUUAUUUGGCGCACUACCAUUAUUUUUUAUGGAACUUUCAUUAGGUCAAUGGGCUAAAACUGGACCAAUUAGUCUUUGGGAUAAAAUAUGUCCACCAUUGAAAGGAAUUGGUUAUUGUUUUGUUCUGAUUUCUUGGUAUGUUUCAUUCUAUUACAAUGUUAUUAUUGCAUGGACCACAAGCUAUGUAAUUAAAACAAUUAUAUCUGGAAAUCUAAUGCCUUGGCAGCAUUGUAAUAAUUGGUACAAUACAGAAGAUUGUAUAUCAAUGGAAGAGAUUAAAAAUCUUAAAUGUGGUCAACAAAAUAUUGUCAACGAAACAGCAAUAACAACAACAGCGAGAUCUAUUAUCAUCAAUCAAAGUUUGCCUUUGAAAAAAUUAUUAUUCUCAAAUCGUAAAAUGACAAAUUCAACAUCAUCAAUAGGCACAAAUCGUCAUGAACAAUAUGAUAUUGAAAUGAUUUGUCAAAGACUUUCGAAUCGUACAUCACCAACUGAAGAAUUUUUCAACCGUGGCCUAUUGGAGAUUGAUCAAUCACGAGGAUUAGAAAGCCUCGGUCAUAUUCGACUUGAAUUGGUCGGAUGCCUUCUGAUUGUCUUCAUAAUUCUAUAUUUUUCACUAUUCAAAGGUGUAAAAUCCUCUGGAAAAGUUGUCUGGGUUACAGCAACUGCACCGUAUUUUAUUUUGACCAUAUUAUUGAUACGUGGCCUAUUUUUACCUGGAUCAAUUUCAGGAAUUCUUUAUUAUAUAAAUCCACAAAUGCAUAAACUGCUAGAACCAAUGGUUUGGGUAGAUGCUGCCGUACAAGUAUUUUAUUCAAUUGGUGUUGGUUUCGGUGUCCAUUUAACAUAUGCCUCAUUCAAUAAAUAUAAUAAUAAUUGUUACCGGGAUUGUUUGAUUACCGUUUCCGUAAAUUCAUUGACAUCAUUCUAUUCGGGAUUCGUUAUAUUCACCUAUUUGGGUUAUAUGGCCACCUCGAUGAAUAAAGAAAUUGAAAAUGUUGCCAGCGAAGGAUAUGGACUGGUGUUUCAAGUAUAUCCAGAGGCUAUUUCUACCUUGCCAUUUGCUAAAUUCUGGUCAUUAUUAUUCUUUUUCAUGUUACUGACAUUGGGAAUUGAUUCUGCGAUGGGCGGAAUCGAAGCCGUCAUUACUGGAAUUAUGGAUGAAUUUGAUCUUCAUAAACGUUUUAGACGUGAAUAUUUUACUGGCAUUGUGAUUAGUGCUUCUUUUCUUGGUUCACUUAUCAAUUGUACACAGGGAGGCGCAUUCACAAUGGUUUGGUUCGAUACAUAUUCUGCCGGAAUUUCAUUGAUAGCAUCGGCAAUGUUUGAAACAUUAGCUGUUAUGUAUAUUUAUGGAGCUGAAAAAUUUUGCCUUGAUAUUGAAUCAAUGAUUGGCCAUAGACCAAGUCGUUAUUUUGUUUAUUCAUGGAAAUAUAUUUCACCAGUAUUUCUUACUACAAUAAUAAUAAUGUCAAUUAUAAAUUCUGAAUCAAUUUCAUAUUAUGGUUAUAAUUUUCCAUUAUGGGCCACAAUAUCUGGAUGGUGUUUUACAUUAUCAUCAAUUUCAUUCAUACCAUUAUAUGCUGGAUUCUAUUUUAUACGUAAUCAUUAUCGUAAUAAUAAUGCAUCAAAAUCAUCAUCAACAAAGAUAAUGAAAAAUUCAAUGAUUAAAAUAGCAAAAAAUUCAUCCUUCAAUUCAUCAAAAGAUGGAAAAGAACCAACUGAAAUGUUGGUCAUGUUAACAACAACAACAACAAGUGGUCAUAAUGGUCACAAUGAUGAGGAAAAUAAAACCAAACAAUAUUCUUCCAUGAUUUCAAAUAAUGUUGUUGUCGCUGGUGACGGUGGUGGUGUUUAUGUUUGAAUCUCUCAUUCUGUCAUUUAUUCUCUUUGUCCUUUGUUGUCAUUUUUGCUUUCAAUUCAUUUAUUCAUUCAUUCAUCAUUAUCCGUUCAUUUCUUUUUUGCUAAAAAAAAUUGUUGCUAUUUUGCUUGUUUUCUGUCUUAUUACCAACUAGCAUAAAAAAAUUAUACAAACAGAUUAAAAUUGUUGAAAAAUUAC
Messenger RNA from Dermatophagoides farinae (American house dust mite), 3099 nucleotides. Its product is annotated as sodium-dependent dopamine transporter. Gene Ontology annotation, biological process: amino acid transport; sodium ion transmembrane transport; nitrogen compound transport. NCBI's taxonomy places the organism in Eukaryota, Metazoa, Arthropoda, Arachnida, Sarcoptiformes, Pyroglyphidae. Gene Ontology annotation, cellular component: plasma membrane. The record is from RefSeq and is a predicted model, not a curated record.